Molecule: messenger RNA, 662 nt
Organism: Etheostoma cragini (Arkansas darter)
Lineage: Eukaryota; Metazoa; Chordata; Actinopteri; Perciformes; Percidae
Gene: socs2
Product: suppressor of cytokine signaling 2
Exons: 2
Coding region: 1-621 (206 amino acids)
Biological process (GO): phosphatidylinositol phosphate biosynthetic process; intracellular signal transduction
Cellular component (GO): phosphatidylinositol 3-kinase complex
Molecular function (GO): 1-phosphatidylinositol-3-kinase regulator activity
Source: RefSeq, a predicted model, not a curated record
AUGGUCAGUGGAACAGCAGACACAAAGACGGUUUUCACAGAGGAGUUGGAGCAGCUUGACGACCACAAUCAGAGGAGUUGGAGGAGCUUGAAGACCACCUUGAAACGCCAGCCUGCCAGUAUGCUCUUGUUUCCUUUGUCCCCAGGCUGGUACUGGGGCAGCUUGACCGCCACCGAAGCGAAGGCGGUCUUGCAGGACGCCCCUGAGGGGGCCUUCCUGGUGCGGGACAGCUCCCAGCGGGACUUCCUGUUCACCAUCUCGGCCAUGACGGCGGCCGGCGCCACCAACCUGCGGAUCGAGUACCGGCACGGCACCUUCACGCUGGACUCGGUGGUCCUGGUGAAGCCCAGACUGAAGCGGUUCAGCAGCGUGGUGCGCCUGGUGGAGCACUACGUGCAGCUGUCCCGCGCCAGCAACAACGCCGUGGCCGUGGCGUCGGCAUCGAACUCCCAGCCCAACGGCACGGUGCAGCUGCUGCUCACCCGGCCGGUGUACAGGGCGCCGCCGGCGCUGCAGCACCUGUGCCGCGUCGCCAUCAACCGGCGGACACGGCGCGUGCAGGAGCUGCCGCUGCCCCCCAGGCUGAAGGACUACCUGACGGACUACGUCUACCACGUGUAGACCGGUGCCCCUUUGGACCAAUCCCAUCAUGCACUGCUCCA